This is a messenger RNA of Colletotrichum lupini, 1824 nucleotides long. RefSeq lists its product as uncharacterized. Bases 1 to 1824 code for a protein of 607 amino acids. The record is from RefSeq and is a predicted model, not a curated record. The transcript is spliced from 17 exons. NCBI's taxonomy places the organism in Eukaryota, Fungi, Ascomycota, Sordariomycetes, Glomerellales, Glomerellaceae.
AUGGCGCCAUUGGUGAUUGUGGGAACUUGCAAGAAGGCCAGUCCACGGCUCCACGUUGACAACUGCAUUGCUGGGCGUUUCCAACUGAGCGCAUCCCUUGAGCUCGUCGAGACCCUUGUUUAUUUCGCCUUCUGUGUAGUCCAAGAUGAUCUUACAAACAUGACAGGGCAUCGGAGGGACUGGACGAGGAUUCCGUCGAUAAAGACGCCUUGGAAGACCGAUGUCUUGGCCCGUCCCAUGACGGCCAGGGUACCAAAACCAGAGAACUGGGCGCAACUUCAUUUCCUAAAAGAACGUGAGAGAAUGGCUGCUGUCCGAUAUUGCCCGUCUUCUGUUGAACCCACCGAGGGCAGAAGACCGAGCCAAGUUGUACAGCUGCUAUGUUUCGGAUCAGCAGGGACUGGUCGUUGGAGGAAUAACUCAAAGCAGAGCGUCGCCGUGUGCAGAGCGGAUGGCGCCGCCUAUCUAAGAAGAUGCGCUGCUGAUCUGAUGGGGGUUAUUGUCAUGAUGUCGAGUUGCCAACGAGUUGAUGACCGGCUCCCAUCUCUUUACACCUUUUACCUCACGUUGAAAGCCCAUCUUACGGCGACGAACUUUAUCACUCUCAGACAGUAUGCCCGUCAUGAUGCAAGAAGGGGAUUAGCUGCCAAGAAUGCGAAUAUUGGCAUUCUGCACUGCCAAACUCUGCUUUCCAAUCAUCGUGCAGUUCAACUGCCUACUCCACCAUUUUCUCACUUCUUACCAAGCACGAGAACAGAAGACAAUAGCGGCCUUGUGUUGCCCAUUCAAGGCGGGCGUAUCCCGUGGCCUCCUCCUCGCCUCUCACGAGUCAUCGAUGCACCAACGGGAGAACGUCUUGCUCUCAAGAGAAAGGAGAGAGCAAGAUCCGCUAAAUCAAGAACUCAGCUGGUAGCUACGUCUAGCCAGACACCCAGCAGGUCAGCACUCCCUCUAGCCUUUCAACGACUCCAUAGCGUCAUCGACGGCUACCGGAAUCCUUCUCGAUAUCGACCGACGGUUGCAUCUUGCCGAACUCUUCAGAUCGCCCGGGUCAUGUGGCAAUCUUCGCCAUUGACUUAUUUUGCACGAAUGAAACUGUUUCCUCCGUCUCCGAAUGACCAUACGGAAAAGCCACCGACAUGCCUUGAAGAAGAAGGCACAGUAUCCGCAUUGAUCGAGGAAGGAAAGAUAUUAGAUGAUCAUCAGAAGCGAAAUCGGCGCUUUGCUCAGUCUCGUAUUGCUAUGAGCUUCGAAUCAGUUGCCAAUACUUCCAGAGGUGUUUUUCCGAGCAUCCACUGGUCUUCAGUUGACUAUCGAUACAACUCCCCUAUCUCUCCGAUAGUCGAGCAGCCUGAUUUGAGAACGUUUCGAUGCUAUGGCCCAAGUUCUCGUCCAUCAUCCAUGGGUACUGGCAGCACACGUAUGAGUGGCCUAACAGGACAUAGAACGGAGUCAUCCCAUGCUAACCAGUGGUCUCCUCGGUCGUCCGGUACUAUGAGACAUAAAGGCCUCUACCUAAACAUUCCCUCUUCUUUUCCCGUCAACUCUCAUGCAAUGGCGGCCGAGCUCAGCCUCAUCUUAGAUACCUACCCCGAAGUCGACAUUGAUAGCGACCUGGGUUAUCGCAAAGUAUGUCCCUCGGAUGUAAUGAAGAGUCAGGAGCACAAGAGUGCGCUUGGUCUCAACUCUCGAGUUGGUCUUCUCUUUCAUAACGUAGGGAGCGGACGACAUAAAAUGCGGGGUCGGUCCGGCGCCGGUCACGGGUCUCACGGGUUGAAUCGGCUGACCCCUGCUUCCCCUCACAUCGCCGUCGGCAUAUCAUGA